This is a messenger RNA of Colletotrichum scovillei, 2619 nucleotides long. RefSeq lists its product as uncharacterized. The record is from RefSeq and is a predicted model, not a curated record. Bases 656 to 1846 code for a protein of 396 amino acids. The transcript is spliced from 3 exons. Lineage: Eukaryota; Fungi; Ascomycota; Sordariomycetes; Glomerellales; Glomerellaceae.
AAGCGCCCAUCUCCUCUCACUCCAGGUCUCUCGCAGUCUCUCCCCCAGGUGACGAGCCAGGAUCUUGACCCUGGAUGAGGGGCGCUCGGCGCCAGCCAGAACUGACAGAUUGGGCGACCUGCAUGAUACAUGCCAUGGAUCUACACAUUUGGUUGCGUCUGCACAUUGCCUGCUUUAGCACCGAAGAAAAAAUAAGAAACGGCUUUUCGCUGUCAGAAGCCUCCGAGCGGAGCCCCGAUCUCCCUGGCCCUUGCUUGGAGCUAUAGAGAUAAACCUGGUCUUCAACUCAACCCCAUCGAACCGGGGUCCUGGCUCUUUUCUUUCUCAACCGUGUGUGGAAACUUGAAAGAGAGAGAGAGAGAGGUCCCAGAGCAAAAAGAGAUAUAACAGAGACAGAGAUCCAUCGCGACCGGGAACUUGAUAAUCAGGGUCUGACCCGUUGUCGAUGACUCGUCUUGUUUCUUCCUCCCGAUCAACACACACCUUUUGCCCCCAAAGAUCUCACACUUUUCAACGUUGUUGUUCCUUGAUCAAGAUCUCCGCAAGUGCUAGGCAUCAUUUCUGCCUUUCUUCUCUUUGCUGGCUUACACACUCUUGAUCUGGAUAUCAUCAUCACUCCGGACCCCGACGUCUACUACCUACAACAUUAAACAACAUGUUUGUCAGGUUACAGGAUCACCAGGACGGCAUGGACAGACUGCCGCCUCCGCCAGCUAUGAGUUACCACCAGAGCCGCACCGACGACGUACCAAGGGUGUUACCAAGCCUCUCAUCAUUCAGCUUCGACGACAGGAUGGACGUGGACGCUCGUCACGAUACGAAGCCGGGCCAGCGUCAUGAGGUGGAAGUGGCAACAACCUUGGCCUCCAUGGCAUCAUUCAACAUCAAGUCACCUACUCUUCCUUCUCCCACUCAGAGCUUCACCUCAAUCAAGUCGGAUGCCAUGACGAGAUCAACAAACUCUCAGUUCUCAUCCCCUGAGCCGCGGUCACCAGAUCUCCCUUCUGUCAACAGCCAACUUUCCUUCACCAAGGAUAGCACGGCACAGAUUACGCUCCCCCGCCUUCGUGAACUGGAUCUGCGGCUCCCCGAGCCCGAGUUCGUCCCCAGCCCGAGCUUCAUGCCGUCCGCUAUGGCUGGAGGGCCUCGCCGAAGUAGUAUCGACUCCCUCGGAUCCUUCCAAGAACCCAGGAUGGACCUCUCUUCACCAACAGCCUACCGAAUCCCGAUGCCACCGAUGGCCUACCCGGACGCACUCCCCUCGCCCACCGUCAGCAACUCCCACCGCAACCCCCUCUCGCCACCCGGCCGCCGUCUCCAGCACAGGUUACCAGUGACUCUACGGACCGGCUGCAGCCCCAGCCGGAGACCUCGCCGAUCGCCCACGGGGUCCCGCUGCAACGUCAAGUACACGAUCCAGCAGGUCGACUUCAUCGACUACUUCCGCGUCGACCACCACCUGUCCUGGAAGGAGGUCGAGGCCAAGUACGCCUCCGUCUUCCCCGAGGACGCCGCAAAGGGCCACAAGCGUGGGCCCCAAGGCUUGCAGGGCGUCUACUACCGCAAGAACAAGCAGAUCCCCGCCACGGACCCCAACAACCUGCUCGUCUUUGACGAGGACGACAACCCAAAGACGUUCCAGUGCGACGUCCGCGAGCAAGGGAAGAAGAUGAACAACUCGAUUGGCCUGCUGGGCAUGCACCCUGAGCGCGCCAUCACGUAUGCGUGGGUUUCGGAAGAGCACAAGCGGCAAUACGACAAGCUUGGCCGCGCAAGACAAGCUCAGCUCGACGCUGCGGAGGCACGGAAGAAGAGGAGACGAGCAAUUCAGAACAGCCGUCUUUGAUUUUCUCCUUCUACCUUUUCUAUCCCUCUAUCUCAAGUUUGCACUUUACUUCUACUCAUGAUAUCCACUUUUUUACUCUUCAUCUUCCCGUCCCUAUGGGAAUCUAUAUACUACACACUUUGAGGAAAAGCUGCAAGAAGUAGCUCCCCUCACGACUUCGCCAAAAGAAAAAAAGGGAAUACACAAAACAUCACGCUACACGAAGCGUGUAAUCAUUCAUCUAUCCAAAAGCGCAAGAGACACACGCAAAAAAAAACUUGGUUUUCUCAGAAGUGUACGAUGACGAAGAUUUGAGUCUGAUGACGGGGCAGGUGCGUUGAACACAAGCAACAUGGGAGUUUCAUUCAUUUUUUCCAUUUCCUUCACUUCUUGGUUUCCCCCCAACUUUCUCUGCAAUCAUGGUCACGGUACCAAAAAGGGAAUGUUUGGCAGGGUUUUUUUUUCCCCCAACCAUUGAGGGCGGCACAGCAACAAGCGCAGGAUACGCCGGGAGCAAGAGAGGGAGUUUUUUCUGGGGGGUAGUCUUAUGAAAUGGGAUGUUGCAUGUGGUGUGAAAUGGUGUGCAUGGAUCAAGAUAGCAUGGAACAUGGGAACAAUGGAUCAAAGGGAACACGUUGAUGACAAGGAGUUGAAAGAGAAAGCAUUAUGCAUUUUUUUGUUGUGUUUGGUUUCCGCACCUAACAAUCUGGGGGGGCUCGAAAAAAAGAAGAUACCAGUUGGUUGUGGUGCGUUAUGUGGGAUGAGAUGAGAUGGGGAUGGGAAAGCAAGGGGGG